AAAUAUUGUGGGUAAUGUACUUAUUCAGCCUGGAAGGGGUGGAACACUAAGUUAAUGUAAGUAAACUGGACUUGAAACGAACUUGUUACUGGAGGGGGCGCUUGAAUUCAGCAGUGCACAUGCGCAGUGAAGCAAGCAGUGCGGGAUCCUUUCAGCAGUGACUUUGCAGACAGCGAUUCGAAGACCUCCUCUAAGAUUGAAGACAAGACAACACGGAUGCAGUGGACGUGUAAGUUUUGUAACUUCACUUGUGAAAAGCGAGGGCAGCUUCUUAAACAUUAUAGACUGAAACAUGGUGGCUACACAAGAACAGUACCAUUACCAUGUCUUCAUAAGCAGUGUCCCUGCACAUUCAAGUCAUUUAAUGCACUGAAGGUACAUUUAUCAAGAGUGCAUUCAUUGAUCAAUGAUCAUCUUAUUGAUAAAAGAAAUCAUGUGUUCCAGUGUCAGCUUUGUGACUUCAAAGAGUCAUGUGAAGAAAAGGAUUUUUUUUCACAUUUACGUACACAUAUCCGAAUGUGCCAGAAAGUCCAGUGUCCCUACAAAGAUUGUGAUUUUGAAACCAGUGUCUAUACAACAUUUAAUGCCCACAAAAGUAGGAACCAUGAUGGCAGGCACAUAGACCAACUGUUGCAGUUCAAGCCAGGGAUUUUAACACAGAGAGAAACUUUGGUUGACGUUGCUAGCGCUGAAGAGGAAAAUGACAUUGAAGAUCAGGCUGAUUUUCAUGAAGAUGAGUUGGUUGCAGUCAAUAAGAAAGACUUGGAGGAUCAGCUUGAGCACAAUUUGGCAGCUCUCUUCCUCAGAAUGCGAACUGUACUCACUAUAUCCGAAAGUGCUGUACAGGAUUUGAUACAGCAAAUACGGCAGAUAAUGGAUCUCUCAAGGCCUUUGCUUUUUUCUGCUAUUAAAAGAGUACUCCUGAACUACUAUCCUGAUGCAGAUAUAUCCAUAGCAACAGAAAUGGUAAAUGCAGUCACAGAGAGCAAUGUUAUUCUGAAACACACGGAGAUUGGAGGUUCCCUAUCCACAUCCUGCAAAAGAGCAUCAUAUGCCAAAAGAGAAUUUAAAAUUGUGGAACCUGUUGAGUUUGUUUUGAGUGAAGACAAGCAGUCAGUUGUCUACAUACCUGUUCUUCAAAUGCUCCAGGUAAUGUUCAACAAAGAGGAAAUCCUGAACAAGGCCCUUCAGGUUAUCAGUGGUGAUGUGCAAGGAUUCGACACAUUCAGGGAUGAGUCAUGGAGCAGUCUUGGCCAGUAA
Melanotaenia boesemani (Boeseman's rainbowfish) is the source of this 1260-nucleotide messenger RNA. RefSeq lists its product as uncharacterized. The record is from RefSeq and is a predicted model, not a curated record. Bases 217 to 1260 code for a protein of 347 amino acids. The transcript has 3 exons. NCBI's taxonomy places the organism in Eukaryota, Metazoa, Chordata, Actinopteri, Atheriniformes, Melanotaeniidae.